CUCACCACUAGAGGAAGAACCUCUCUGUCUUCCUCUAUCCUACAUUAUUGUUGUGGCUCCCCACGUUCCACAACCCUCCUUCCUCUUUUGAACUGCCCCCAGCGAAUACCCAGUUCCUCCUUCCUUUCUUCAACCCCAGAAACCAGGGAACACAACCCUGCAAGUGAUUCUAGUCAGGUACCAAUGUUCAACAACUCAACCCACUUCCUCCUCCUUCUCCUCUUCGUCGCCGGCGUUGCCCUCAUUGCUCCGGCCAUCGCCACCGACCACAUUGUGGGGGCUAACCGUGGAUGGAACCCGGGGAUCAACUACACCCUCUGGGCUAACAACCACACUUUCUAUGUUGGUGACUAUAUCUCUUUUAGGUACCAAAAGAACCAGUACAAUGUGUUUAUGGUCAACCAAACUGGGUAUGACAACUGCACCCUGGACAGCGCAGUAGGGAACUGGACCAGUGGCAAGGACUUCAUACUCUUCAAUGAUUCAGGGAGAUACUACUUCAUUUGCGGCAACGGCCAGUGCUCCAAUGGGAUGAAAGUUACUGUGGUCGUCCAUCCUCUGCUCACACCAACAGCUUCUCCAUCUGCCAAGAAUUCUUCGUCAAACUCCCCUGGCCUGGUGGCUCCCCGACUGGGAUUUCGUGUUCUGGUGGCAUCCUUGGCAGUGAUGUGGUUUGGAGGUGCUUGGGUCUAGUGCUUGUGCCUGCGGUUUGUGUUGGUGAAGCUGUGUAAGUGUACAAUUUAUUCUUUCGUUUUUUGUUCUUAGAUUUAUGGUCUUCUCUGCUUGUGUUGUAUGUUCUAUGGAUAUUUAUCUUAUUUGUUUUGGUUGAACUCUCUUAGACAUAUAUAACAAUAUAUUUUACUACA
Molecule: messenger RNA, 866 nt
Organism: Argentina anserina (silverweed cinquefoil)
Lineage: Eukaryota; Viridiplantae; Streptophyta; Magnoliopsida; Rosales; Rosaceae
Product: mavicyanin-like
Exons: 2
Coding region: 184-693 (169 amino acids)
Cellular component (GO): plasma membrane
Molecular function (GO): electron transfer activity
Source: RefSeq, a predicted model, not a curated record